This is a messenger RNA of Rhodamnia argentea, 1604 nucleotides long. RefSeq names its product sialyltransferase-like protein 1. Gene Ontology annotation, molecular function: sialyltransferase activity. The transcript is spliced from 11 exons. Bases 56 to 1498 code for a protein of 480 amino acids. NCBI's taxonomy places the organism in Eukaryota, Viridiplantae, Streptophyta, Magnoliopsida, Myrtales, Myrtaceae. Gene Ontology annotation, biological process: pollen tube growth; pollen germination. The record is from RefSeq and is a predicted model, not a curated record.
UGCCUCCUUCCGUUCUCUCUCUCUCUCUCUCUCUCAUGGUCGGUGGAGAAGGAAGAUGAGAUACAACAGAGCGUCAUCAUCUUCAUCCUCCGGCAACGGCAGCAGGAGGUUGACGGUUCCGCAUCUCGUCUGCGUUGCUGCAUUCCUCUGUCUUCUCGUCUUCGUUGCUCAAUCUUCCUUCUUCGCAGGCGAACAGAGUACGGAUCUCGAGGGAGAGGAAGUUCGGGUGUUGUCCGAUUUUCUGUCCGGCGUGCGAAAAUGCGUGGCUAAGAGAGGGCUUGGACUUUACGCACACAUAAUUGAUCAUUGCAACUUAGUCCUGAAGUUCCCAAAAGGCACUAACAGUACUUGGUACAAUGCACAGUUUAAAAUCUUUGAGCCCUUGGAGUACAAGUAUGAUGUCUGUGAGGCCAUCUUAUUGUGGGAACAGUAUCGUAACAUGACUACUGUGCUGACUAGAGAAUAUCUUGAUGCUCGGCCAGAUGGAUGGCUGGAAUAUGCGGCAAAAAGAAUAGCACAACUGGGUGCUGAUAAAUGCUACAAUCGAACUCUUUGUGAGGAGCAUUUAAAUAUGAUUCUACCAUCAAAUCCUCCCUUUCACCCCCGACAGUUUCACAGAUGUGCUGUUGUUGGAAACUCUGGAGAUUUGCUGAAGACGGAGUUUGGAAAAGAGAUAGAUAGUCAUGAUGCUGUAAUUAGAGAAAAUGAGGCUCCUGUUAAUGAGAAAUAUGCCAAAUAUGUUGGCAUGAAAAGGGAUUUCCGCCUCGUGGUUCGUGGUGGUGCUCAAAACAUGAUUACCAUACUGAAUGGGUCUGAUGAUGAGGUACUCAUAAUUAAAAGUUUGACUCAUCGGGACUUCAAUGCAAUGAUAAAGAAAGUUCCAAAUCCUGUCUAUCUGUUCCAAGGGAUUGUGUUGCGCAGAGGAGCAAAGGGAACUGGAAUGAAGUCUAUCGAGCUAGCACUUUCUAUGUGCGAUAUUGUUGACAUAUAUGGUUUCACUGUUGAUCCAGGUUAUACAGAAUGGACUCGUUAUUUCUCUGAACCGAAGAAAGGUCAUAAUCCACUUCAAGGGCGGGCUUACUAUCAGCUAUUAGAGUGCCUUGGUGUUAUCAGAAUCCAUUCUCCCAUGAGGACCGAAAUGAAGCAAGAUUGGUCAGAUGUGCCUAGUCGCGAUAUGAUAAGGAGUGCUCAUGCGGCUGCAUUGUGCUUAAAGAAGGGUCAAGCUGGUCAGAGUGGUGGACGGGGACAGUUUGGUAGUUGUAAGGUUUGGGGCAACGCAGACCCUAAAAACCAAGGGCGGGUCUCUGGUUCAAUAGACAUGAGUGAUGUCAGGAAAUAUUCGAAUUACAGCAAAUGGGAACUCAUGCCUUUAGAGAAGCUAAGGAAGGAAGCACGAGAUCAUUUUAUCCAAAUGGAAGGCGUAUCCCUGUACAAAAUGGAUGGCAACAAGUUGGAUGAUCUUGUCUGUGUACGGCACGCUGUAAGAUCAGAUGCUUGAUCGAUACCUUUUGGUGACUUCAUAUGGGUUGUCUCAUAUCUGAGAGAUUCCAAUUGAGUAUUCAUCUCCCAAUGUCAUGUCUUGGUUGAUGAGGUUGCAAGUGCAA